AUGGCUUUAGCGUUAUCGCUAGCUCUUCCGUCAUCCGCCAAAACGGCAUGGAGCCAUCACCCAUGCGUCGCGAACCGAGUUGCUGGAAAAUCUCGUUCGUCGUUCACGGCGCCGCUCGUUAAUACGAGAAUCCGCCGCUACCCGUUAAAUACACGCCCGUGCUUUCGCGUCUCCGCCUCUUCCGCUAACAACGAUGGCGGUCCUUCUGCGGAAACUUCCUCGGUCCCUUCCGCAUCUCCCACCACAGCUGACUCGAAUGACGUCACCUCGACAUCAGCAGGUCGCGAUACCGAGUCUGGCAAAGAGACGCAACGACAGUCAACUGCCACGUCAUCAGCCGGCCGGUCCCGCCGCGUCGUGGAUUCGACGGACUGGAUAGCUUCGGCAGUGACGCGUAGGUUCGGCAUCGGCGCGGGGCUGGCGUGGGUGGGGUUCCUGGCGUUCGGCGUGGUGUCGGAGCAGAUUAAGACGCGCCGCGAGGUCUUUCUGGAAGAGAGCAACACGCGGGAUGUUGAGGAUGCCGAGGAGACAGAGCUCCCCAAUGGAGUCCGAUUCACCGAUCUGAGAGUGGGAGGCGGCGCCAUCCCUCAGAAGGGAGACCUGGUGCUCGUCUCCCUUACAGGCCGCGUCUCGUUACCAGCACAAUCCGACACUACUGAACCUGAAGCAAUCACAUUUAUCGACACUACAGCGCCCGGGGCACGGGACCUGGUGUUUUCGUUUGGCGUGCGGCCGUUUCCCAAAGGGGUCACGGAGGGGCUUGUGUCGGCAAUGGCGACGAUGCGGGCGGGUGGGAGGAGAAAAGUUUUGGUGCCCGCGGAUCUGGGGGACCGACAGGGCAGCGGCGGUGAUAUGUUUACAGGUGGAGGAGGAGAGGGUGGUGCUGCUGGUGGGGCAAUUCUAGAAUAUGUUGUGGAGCUGAAACGCGUGUCCAUUCCGCCUUCGUAG
Closterium sp. Naga37s-1 is the source of this 948-nucleotide messenger RNA. The record is from the annotation of a GenBank genome assembly. NCBI's taxonomy places the organism in Eukaryota, Viridiplantae, Streptophyta, Zygnematophyceae, Desmidiales, Closteriaceae.